Molecule: messenger RNA, 375 nt
Organism: Peronospora farinosa
Lineage: Eukaryota; Oomycota; Peronosporomycetes; Peronosporales; Peronosporaceae
Source: the annotation of a GenBank genome assembly
AUGACUCGCUUACGGCAGCUGAUGGUGCUAAGCCGCGAUUUGGCGCGCUCUAAGCAGUUCUAUCAAGAAGGACUGGGGCUUAAGCUGCUUCGCUCAUCGGAAACAUUUGCAGAGUUUGAUAUACAGGCGAGUGUGCCGUUAUGCGUCAAGUUGGCGCAAAGUGAAGCUGCUUGUUGCAGCGGAUACUCGCCAUUUUUAAACUUUGAUAUCGUGGAUCUCAGUGAUGCUGUGCCGCGGCUACUGAUGCUGGGAGCGAUCAUGGACGGCCCCAUCAAGUACCCGGCACACGGGAAGGUAGCGGCUUUGCGAUCACCGGACGGUGUUAUGAUUGGUCUAUAUGAGCCUAAUUCGUGGACUAACGUAACUACUGCAUGA